Molecule: messenger RNA, 2087 nt
Organism: Emericellopsis atlantica
Lineage: Eukaryota; Fungi; Ascomycota; Sordariomycetes; Hypocreales; Bionectriaceae
Exons: 1
Coding region: 206-1723 (505 amino acids)
Biological process (GO): steroid metabolic process
Cellular component (GO): cytoplasm; membrane
Molecular function (GO): Delta24(24-1) sterol reductase activity; FAD binding
Source: RefSeq, a predicted model, not a curated record
CAGACAACUAUUCAUGUCUCACGAGCUUAAAUCAAGGAGCAGAGUUACACGUACAGGGUAGCUGGGCGAGCUUGGAGUUGACCCCCCACACUUGGACCCCAACUGGAGCCAAGCCUCAUCAUACGCGUCUCCAGACCUCAGCUUUAACUUACAAUCUCCAAAAUAUUUCCUCAGCUGCCCACCACCCGUGCCAGCGCCGCCAGCCAUGGAGCGCCACAGGCAAGCCGUCAAGGCCAUCUCGACUGCCGUCCGCGGCUACUUUGAGCGCUCAGAGCCCUACCGCAUCUUCCACGGCUCGACAAACUCGACGCGCCCACGACCCAAACCCGGCCAGCCGCAGGCCCGCUUCGUCGACAUCUCGAGUCUUAACAAUGUGCUCGGCGUCGACCGCGCGCAGAAGAUUGCGCUCGUGGAGCCCAACGUGCCCAUGGAUCGGUUGGUGGAGCACACCCUCAAGCAUGGGCUCGUGCCGCCGGUGGUGAUGGAGUUCCCGGGUAUCACGACGGGUGGCGGCUUCGCAGGCACGGCGGGCGAGAGUUCGAGUUUCAAGCACGGCUUUUUUGACGAGACGAUCAAGUCUGUCGAGAUGGUACUGGGCAAUGGCGAGGUUGUCAAGGCCAGUCGGGAGGAGAGGGCGGAUCUGUUCCACGGGGCGGCUGGUGCGGUCGGCACGCUGGGCACGACGACGUUGAUCGAGCUGCAGCUCAUGGAUGCCAAGAAGUAUGUGCAGACGACGUAUCACCGUGUCGGCUCUGUCAAGGAGGCGGUGGAGAAGGUGAGGAAAGAGACGGCCAACCUGGACAACGACUACGUCGACGGCAUCGUCUUCUCGCCGACCCACGCUGUCAUCGUCACCGGCAAGCUCACGGACGAGAAGCCGACCGCGGCGCCGAUCCGCACAUUCUCAGGCGCCUGGGAUCCGUGGUACUACAUGCACGUCCAGGAGCGCUCUGCCACCGCCCAGGCGGCCACCGACUACAUCCCCCUGGGCGAGUACCUCUUCCGCUACGACCGCGGCGGCUUCUGGGUCGGCGCCUCGGCCUUCAAGUACUUCUGGAUGGUGCCCUUUACCCGCUUUUUCCGCUGGUUUCUCGACGACUUUUUGCACACCCGCAUGCUCUACCGCGCCCUCCACGGCUCGGGGGAGUCUGCUCGGUUCGUGGUGCAGGAUCUCGCGGUGCCGUACGACAAUGUCGAGGCCUUUGUCGACUACACGGCCGAGAACUUUGACAUCUGGCCGCUCUGGCUGUGCCCACUCAAGCAGGCCCCGGCGCCAACUUUCCACCCCCACAACAAGAACGAGGUGAACGCCGACGGGACACCCAAGGAGAUGCUUAACGUUGGCCUGUGGGGCUGGGGCCCCGUCAACGCCGAGGCCUUUGUGCACAAGAACCGCGCUCUAGAGGAUAAGCUCGUGCAGCUCGGUGGCAUGAAGUGGCUUUAUGCGCACACCUACUACUCGCCCAACGAGUUUUGGGCGCUGUACGACGAGAAGUGGUAUACGGCGCUGCGCGAGAAGUACCACGCCACCACCUUGCCCAGCGUGUACGACAAGGUGAAGGUGGACGUGGACCGGAGACGGAGGGAGCUGGGCGAGUGGCGCCAGCGCGUCAAGAGCCUGCGGCCGCUGGGUGGUCUGUACGGCAUCGCCAAGAGCAUCAAGAGCGGCGACUACUGGCUGCAUAGAAACGCGACCUGGAAGUACAAGGGGAAGAAGGAAUAGAGGCGCGCGAGAGGCGCAGCACGAAUGUAAACAUACAAGAGAGUGUACGGUAGUCUAGAAAACGUAAUGUCUUGAUUCAUCAUUCGACCUCUAUAUAGUCGACCAACAAAGGGAAUAAACACAUUCCAAAGACUAAACCUCCCUGUCUAUGUUCAUCUUUUAAGCAAGGACCGGGCCACCAGUCCUCCCCAAAAAUAUAUUAAAUGAAUAAACAGUCAUCAAAUAUGCUUUCAUGUCGGCUUCCACUCGCUCGCUCGCUUCGUCGCUUACACCUUCAUGGUGUACUCCCUCCUGAACAUGUCGUCCACCUUCUCGAGGUAGUAUGUCCCCGGGGUGAUGUUCUCCGUCUGGCCCUGGGGGGCAA